This is a messenger RNA of Etheostoma cragini (Arkansas darter), 2856 nucleotides long. It is a transcript of the gene sgsh, whose product is annotated as N-sulfoglucosamine sulfohydrolase (sulfamidase). Gene Ontology annotation, biological process: glycosaminoglycan catabolic process; heparan sulfate proteoglycan catabolic process. The record is from RefSeq and is a predicted model, not a curated record. The coding region runs from base 242 to 1810 and encodes 522 amino acids. The transcript has 9 exons. NCBI's taxonomy places the organism in Eukaryota, Metazoa, Chordata, Actinopteri, Perciformes, Percidae. Gene Ontology annotation, molecular function: N-sulfoglucosamine sulfohydrolase activity.
GUUGUUUAAGGAAGACACAAAAACCAGUCCAAAAUGGUCCAAAACCGUCUUGCACACAGCUCUGCUUGUCACGUUAUGUACUUUAGGUAAUCAUUGGGAUGACUGGAUUAGUUUUAUUUAUUGAAUGUAAUUGUUUUGACUCAUAUUAAAUGUUUCCAAGCCAUACCAGAAAUAAUUUUGAGACUAAGUUGUCGAAAUCUACGUGAAACAGUCAAAAUAACUUAUCAUCCUCAUCACGAUCAUGCUGCUUGAGUUUUUUCUCAUUUUGGCAUCAUUUUGCAUCGGGGAGUCAAAGAGAAGAAAUGUCCUUCUAAUAAUUGCUGAUGAUGCAGGUUUUGAGACGGAGGUGUAUAACAACUCUGUGGUCCACACCCCCCACCUGCGCGCUCUGGCCCAGCGUAGCCUGGUGUUUAACAACGCCUUCACCUCUGUCAGCAGUUGCUCCCCAAGUCGCUCCACCAUCCUCACCGGCCUGCCACAGCACCAGAACGGCAUGUACGGGCUUCAUCAGGGUGUUCACAACUUCAACUCGUUUGGCGGAGUACAAAGUCUGCCGCUGCUCCUUAGCCAAGCCAACGUGCACACAGGUAUAAUUGGGAAGAAGCAUGUAGGUCCUGGAUCUGUAUACCCUUUUGAUUUUGCCUACACAGAAGAGAAUAACUCUGUCCUCCAGGUGGGGAGGAACAUCACGCGUAUCAAACUCCUGGUACGAAAGUUUUUCCAGACCCAUAACGAAGAAGCCUUUGAACGUAGGCGAAAGAAAGACGAGAAUAAAGAAAAUAUAAAAGAUGAAGAGAAGCCGUUUUUCCUUUACGUUGCCUUUCAUGACACCCACCGAUGUGGACACUCGCAGCCCCAAUACGGAGCUUUCUGUGAGAAGUUUGGGAAUGGUGAAAUGGGGAUGGGUAGAAUACCUGACUGGACACCAGAAUAUUACACCCCAGAACAAGUAAAGGUUCCUCCUUUUGUGCCGGACACACCUGCGGCACGAGCUGACUUGGCUGCACAGUACACCACGGUUAGCAGGCUGGACCAAGGUAUCGGUUUGGUUCUUCAGGAGCUCAGGGAUGCUGGUUAUGAGAAUGACACUCUGGUCAUCUACAGCUCCGAUAACGGCAUCCCCUUCCCGAACGGCAGAACCAACCUGUAUUGCUCGGGGACAGCAGAGCCCAUGCUGGUGUCCUCUCCAGAGCACAGGGAGCGAUGGGGAGACACCAGCCAGGCCUACGUCAGCCUGCUCGACAUCACUCCCACCAUUCUGGAAUGGUUCUCUGUUCCCUAUCCGUCCUACAGCCUCCCCGGAAGCCCCACCACCCUGGUUCAACUCACCGGUCGCUCCUUACUGCCUGCUCUGGUCACUGAGCCCGGCAGCUGGCACACCGUCUACGCCAGCCAGUCCCUUCACGAGGUAACCAUGUACUACCCAACCCGCUCCGUCCACCAGGGGGCGUACCACCUUCUCCACAACCUACACUAUCGAAUGCCCUUCCCCAUCGACCAGGACCUGUAUGUGUCACCCACCUUCCAGGACCUGCUGAACCGCACGAAGCUGAGUGAGCCCACGCACUGGUUCAAAAGCCUGGAGCAGUAUUACUACAGAGAGCGCUGGGAGCUGUUUGACUCCAGGACAGACCCACUGGAAACGAGGAACCUGGUGUCCGAUCCACACUACAGCGCCGUGCUGGAGAGCCUGAGGCAGAGUCUGCAGAAGUGGCAGUGGGAGACGGGUGACCCCUGGGUCUGUGGACCUGACUAUGUCCUGGAGGACAAACUAGAGCCACACUGCAGACCACUCUACAAUGGACUCUGAUGGACACUACUGGUACUUCUACUCAUCUUGAUUGACACAAUGUCCACGCACAUGAACACAUUCUUCUUAUAACAUUCAUAUGUAGUUUUAUUUUUGUAUGUCAGUGCUACUUUUUAAUGCAAAAAAUAAACUUAAAUUGCCUUAAUUCCUAAUAUUGUUUGAUAUAGUAUCAUUCUUGUUCUUUAUGUAACCAGAUAAUUUCGUUAUUCAAGUCAGUUAACCUUCUUAUCUGGCUCUAUACAUUUAAGGUACAUUUUCUCAUCAUCCAGACCCCUCAUAACUUAAUAUAUAUAGUUAAUUGAACAAAUAUAGAUGCAUUUCUCUUUGUUUUUAGUCUCCAUCACUGUUGUUCUACUGCUGAUCUGCUAAUACACAGGCGGGGGAGUUCAUGACGUAUGACCGGUGAGGUCGGCAAAUCAAUUGGGAAAAGGAUGUAUAAUGAUUACUCGUAGCUCCACUUUGAAAGGAGACUGAUACUCAAUCCUUUCCUGUGGAAAUCUGUUGGGAAUAGAAUUUUGAUCAGUCAAUUAUUCACUCAUGUUUAUUGAUCUGCUAUUUUUAUUAACUAAUCUGUCCAUAUUCACUCAUAUUGUGGUCUUCUGAAGCCAUGCGCAGUGAUUCUGACCUUUUGAUGCAUGCACUGGGUAAGCACGGACCAAAGUUAUUAUGCACUUUGUGUGUGAUUUCCAGACACAUUGGUCAGACUUUUUUUUUUCAACUGACUUUUUACUUGUGUCUUAAAUCAUGCGCAUGAACACAAUGAAAGCAGCAGGGCCAGUUGGUAUCAGUGGUUCUCAUACUCUGUGCUGACCAACUAGUGCUGGUGCUCGCAGUCAUAUUCAACCUGUCCCUGUCUGUCAUACCCAGGACAAAUGGUUUGAAAAGUCCACCAUAAUUCCUGUAUAACAUUUAUUAAGUGAUUCUACAGAUGAACCAGUCUGUCUUUUUUAAGUUUAUGAAAUAUAUUGAUGCUUUUAGACAUGCAGGAGAUUUUAACAAUUAGUUUGUCAAAUGAAUGAGACAUAAAAAAACUCCCUGCUCAUUAA